GUCUUGCCGCAAGUGGGCGUGGCCUUGCCCAUACAAGACACAAUGACGGCAGCUGCUGCCACAUUGUUGCCCGCAACCCUAUUGCCACCGCAGCAACAGCAACAACAUCAACAAAAGCUCACAACGGCCGAGAACAACAAUGAGCUGGCCACGCCUCUGCCCACAACGCGCAACAGCUCAUUGCAUGCCACAGUACCAAAAUCGCCGCCACGUUGGCCACUGCGGCCAGGUGUCAUGUUGCACGUGAGCAGCGACACCAAAGAGAAUCUUGCCGUGAAUCGCAUGACACUGAAACUGAAUCCGAAUCCAAACACAAAUCCCAGUGCAAAUGCGAGUCAAUUGUCGGCACAGCUGAGCGCCGUGCUGAACGAUAGCCAAACUAACUCAAACAGCACAAUGCUAACCGAGGUGACGGGGACGGUGAUGGAACAAGCAGCAGACACAGCAGCAGAAUCGACAGCAACGGCAGCAUCGCAGCCCGUAGCAAUUGCAACAGCAGCAGCAGCUGCAGCUGCAGCAGCCAACCGUAGGCUGAUGAAGACUAAUCCGUCUGACAUUGCCUUGCCAUCGACAGAUGCAACAGACGCCGCUACAGCUGAGGCAGUACCAGAGCUAACCGCCUGCCUGGUCAAUCCAACUGCAGCAACAACUGCAACAGCAGCAGCAGCAGCAACAGCGACUGCCGCUCCCAGCAGCAUGCAGCGCAUUUUGGACUUUGUUUUCAGACGCGCGAAGCGGGCCAGCGAUGAUGGCACCCGGGACAGUCAGCGCAGCCAUGUUGGUCUGUUGCAGACAUUUUGGCGUGGGCGUGGCAGCCAAGAAUCGCCUUUUGCGGCACAGCAUCGCCUCAAGGGCAUACGUUGCAGUGGCAGUGCAACAGCAACUAAUUCAACAACAACAACAACAGCAGCAGCACCAGCAGCAGCAACAACAAACAAUCCCAGCAGUGCCCAAUCACAUGCCUCUGUGACAUUUCAAGCGCCUUCAUUAGACAAGACGUCGCCAACAGACACCGCAGCAACAACAACAACAGCGGCAACAACAACAGCAGCAGCAAUGCCCGCAGCAGCAGCGGCAACAGCAACAGUCCACGCUGGGCCUGGCGUGAGCUGCUUGGAGCAACCGCAGCGCCCAGGCAUAUUGAAGUGUUCAACGCCCCCGCCGCGCCCACCGCCGCCGAUAUUGCCGUUGCGUCAUGGCCCUGGACAACAGCAGCUGUUGACCAGCAGCGGCCGCAGCAACAUACACAUCAGCAACAGUGGCAACCGGCCGCCUCUGCUCAAACGCACCGUUGUGGUGUCACCCAGCAAAGUCGAACGCGUCCAAAAGCCAACAAUCAUGAAGAACAUCUGCUAA
Molecule: messenger RNA, 1356 nt
Organism: Drosophila montana
Lineage: Eukaryota; Metazoa; Arthropoda; Insecta; Diptera; Drosophilidae
Exons: 3
Coding region: 43-1356 (437 amino acids)
Source: RefSeq, a predicted model, not a curated record